Messenger RNA from Parasteatoda tepidariorum (common house spider), 6102 nucleotides. RefSeq lists its product as uncharacterized. Gene Ontology annotation, molecular function: protein binding. Lineage: Eukaryota; Metazoa; Arthropoda; Arachnida; Araneae; Theridiidae. The record is from RefSeq and is a predicted model, not a curated record. Gene Ontology annotation, cellular component: cytoplasm; nucleus. Gene Ontology annotation, biological process: regulation of RNA splicing.
GAACAUGGCAACCCCACUCGAAAAGCAAACUUCUACCGAGAGGCCGCGGAAUUCUAAAAUCUAGCAGACGAUAAUCACACGUGCUGUAGUAAACAAACCUUCUCUUCUUGGAUAAAUCGUUUGGUUUUCAAGGUGUCACGCGAAUGACAUAGUUUGGAAUAUAAGUGGCAUUUUGAUUAGAUUUGUGUUUUUAUUUGUGUUUUAAUAUUUUUGGAGUGAUUUUUUAUUUUCAAAUUUACUAUGAUCUCUGGGGAUUACUGAAGCAAUACACCAUCGUUUGCACUAUUUGGAUUAACAAAAAGAAGAUAUUUUAUUCUGAAAGGAAAACGAUUGUGAUUUGUGGUGUCAUGUUGCCAAGAAAUCGCAAGCCGGCUUUCGUUUCUGUUGUAUUUUUGAUCUUGGGAUGUUCCGCGGUUGCGGAAGCCCAAGAGGAUGGAUGCUACACCUCAGGAAGUGUUGCCGGUAUUGUAAUAGCUACAAUUAUCGUAACAAUCGUCAUGGGUGGACUUGCAGGGGCCUUUGUUUGGUAUAUUUGGAAACAGCGAAAAGGUACAUUUGAAGAAGCGAAAGAACAAGAAAAACCGAUCCUGUGCCCUCCAAUGUCAGAUAAACAAAUGCUUGCAAAAGAAAACAAUGAUUAUGCUUUUGACAAUCCGUACUUCAAAGAUGAUGAAUCAGACCACAAAACACCAGAUGCCGCAGAAAAAGGCGAGUCUAGAUUCCGUUUGGACAAUGGUGAUGUCACAUCGGCUACGCAACAAAAUGCUAAGGCAUCCAACGGGACCAAUGGUCAACAGAAGAAAAAUCGCCCAUUCUCUAGUCUACCAUUCCACGCUGUCUUCCACCCGUCUUCUGGAAAGAAACAAAAAACGACAAUGGACGAUACUUACUUAUCCAAGCACCUGGAGCGAAUCACGGUACCUCUGCGGGGUCAUGACUUCACAGGUUUGGGAUUCAACAUCUGUGGCAACAUGCGAGAUGGCAUCUUCGUCAAAGAUGUCCUUCACAGGGGGCCGGCCUCCGAAUCAGGAAAAAUAAAAGCAGGUGACAAAAUAAUUGGCGUGACCGUCUCGUUCGGCGCUAUGGUCUACGAGGACGCUUUGACCAUACUCUCUUACGCAUCUCCGUACGACGUGAAACUGGAACUGGAGAAAUGCCCCUCUACUUCUAAUCUGGUGAACCCACCUCAUCUUCCAUCUUCUUCACCCAAAAGACUGGGUGCAUCGACCAGCUUCAGGACAGGUGACCAAAGGAGGCUAUUCCAUCCUCUUUACAGGAGUCAGUCCAUCGAUGACCUCACACAAAUUGGAAAAGACCUUUUCUUGAAUGGAAAUUCACCAAGAAUUCAGAAAGAUUCCUGCACGACCCCCAAACGAUCUCAAAGUAUAGAAACUGGCCACACACCUAUGAAAAAUCGAAUCAGUGUUGCUAAGGUAGCUGAUGAUUCGGUAAAUAAGUCUGCUACAAAUAGUAAAGGUAGUCGAAAUUCUAGUACUUCCAGUUGUGACUCCAAAGGAAAAACUGUAUCUGUAACUCCACUUCGUGAGAGCACAGCUCCCGCAUCCACCAUAGAAGAAGCACCAUGCAUCAAAAAAGAGGUGAAAAGCUCCAGAUUCCGAGUAGAACAAAUUAAUGUCCAAACUGAAGCUCCUAUCUCUCAAACGAAAAUAACUCAUCCCGUUAAGCCUAUUAGAGAUUCAACGGAAGUACAAGACAACACAGAUAACAACAAUGUAGGUGAGGUUGCAGUUACAAAGGAAGCAAAUACAAUUUCGAAACAAGUGGAGGACACAGUUAUGCCUCAGUCUGCCGUAGAAAAAGUGACGGAACCGGAAGGAGACGCCCAUAAGCCAACAGCCCCACCUCGAAAAAUGUGCACCCCUAAAAGGAAAGCCCCUGCACCCCCACCUGUCGUCUCCACUAAAACAGAAACUUCCGCUGUGGUACACAGGGCGGAUGAUCAACCCCCGGAUAUAACGACUGAUUCGCAUCCGGAACAGCCUGUUUUUGGAAUGGAAACGGAAUCGAAACCGGAAUUCGCAUCUGAAUUGAGAGUUCCUGAUGUAGAUUUGGAAUCUUCGGAUAAUUCUUCGAUUGUGAGUGCUUCAAGGAUUGAAGAACCAUCCAGUCCUGAGAAGAGAAAAGCAUCGUCUCUCGGAGAUCUCACUAAAUUAGAUCACGAAGCCAACAAGAAAACAUCCAUAUCGUCGGCCAUUUUAGAAAGAGCUGUAUCCCUUGACUUACAGCAAAGUCUACCUGGUGAAAAUCUUGGAAAGCAAAAGAAAGUGUUAAAAGCGCCAACAUUCGAAGAUUUUGGCGAAGACCGUGAGAGUGACUCGAAUGAUACAGCAGAAAUAGUCGGUCUCAAAAGAUGGGAUAAUGGCUUAGAUGAAGUACUGGGGCUGACGAAUGGCCGACUGCACGACGACGAACUCAAAACGUCCUCCGUUGAUGAUGAUUCGGUCCCUCUUGCAAUCGUCGCUGAAAGCGAUGGAACAACGAAGAAAAGCACCACCGUAGCAGACAUAGACGCUUCAGCUAUCGAAGAAACUGUUGAAUUUGAGACUUCUACACCCAUACGAAAGGUCAUCGAGGUCAAAGGUUUCUUGAAAGAUGACGAUUCAUUGGAUGAUGUGCCCUACUUAGCAUCUGCCAAACAGACGGAUGAAGAAUCAUCCAAUAAGCACACCACCAAGAUCACCACGAAUUCAGUGUUCUCCCCCGUCACCAUAAGCAUUCCAGUCAUCAAACCAGAUCUGACUAAUUUCGAAAAACUACCCAGUCCUCCUCCAGCCAGUACCCAUCCAGCCCUCGAUCCAAGUUGGAGGAUGUCCAAGACCGUCACUACAGAUGACAGCAAUAGGUUUGGUUUGGAUAAAAUAUCAGUCCAGGCUUUGUACAAACCUAUUUUCACCAGUAAAGAAGUACCACAAGCAGAGGAAGGGGUCACAGAGAAGUUGGUAAAUGGGAACGAUUCCGAUUCAUCGGAACAUUACAGUACUGCUCAAGAAACAUCAGUCGACAGUAAUUCCGUGUCCACGCUGUCAAUGACUGUUUCUCCAGUAUCAACUGGCAAUAGUACCAAUGUCACAAUCAAAACCCCCAAUAGUGUGGCGGGUUUUGCCAAGACCCUAAUCAUUCCAGGACCCAACGACGUUGAAAAUUUGCUCAGCUUGGCGACCGAAUCUAAUACUCCACCGCCACAGCUGGAGCCACCACCGAAACCAGUCGAGACCGAAUGAAACAAACAUCGAGUGGGCUGUUUUUACAGUCAAAAACUGUAUUUUUCAGGGGAUAAGCUAUAAAUUAGUAGCUACUACUUAUGAAUCGAAAUUAAUGCCAAUAACUAGUCCAAUACAAUUGAUUAGUAAGCCAAUAUUUAUCCAUCAGUGCGGUUGAACAUAAUUGAAAGCACGACAGACUCUCAACAAAUUAAGAUCUUGCUUUAAAUCAAUACGUUCUUUUGUUAGAAGAAUUUCGAUGGGAUGAACUUUUAUUCUUAAAAGUCUUCAUUUUAAAAAGACUAAUACCUCAUAUUUUAGACAAAAAUUUACACGUGUGUUUGCUACAUUUUGCAUAACUACUGUUUAAUUGCUCUUAGUGUAAAAAAAACAAAAAUUACACAAUCGAAUAUCUAUUUUUCGUUAAGAUAGUUUUCUUAGUUUAUAUGUUACUAGAGUUGAUAAUACAUAAUUUAACACUGAAAUGUUUAGGGGAAAUUUUGUUGUAUAAAUGGGCUGUUUAGGGGAAAUUUUGUAAUAUAAAUGGGAUGUUUAAGGGAAAUUUUAUCAAAUUCAUUUUUUUUCUCGCUACGACACUGUAAAAAGUUAGAUAAAAUUCUUAACUUUUCCCGUCAAAAUAGAUUUUACUUGAUGGUUGCUUUGCAACCCAGAAUAUUCAAAGAAGUAAUUUCCCCUAAACAUCGCAGAGUUAUCCCUUGUAAAUCCUUAUACUUGUAAAAACAAUAGAAAUUCCAAGAAUUUUUGUAAAUAUUAUUUGAAGUUUGGUGUGAUUUGUAUACUAACACUUUUCUAUACGAGGUUUUCUUUUGAAAGGAAUUGAAUAUGAAAACAGAGUGAUUGCAUACCAGGUAAAAUAUUUUAUAAAAAUUGAAAGCAAGGAACUCUUUUCAAAGUAGCUUCACUUAAAACCAUUGUUCUUGUUUGCAAAACAAAUUUACCAUUGCGUUGCACGUCAAAUAUAAUGUGUACUUUAUUUCCCGUGUUUUACGCAGUAUAGCCGAUUCCGGCUCCUCAAUGUGAUAAAGUGUAGCAGCUUAACCCACUAAGGGUUUAGAAAAUGUGCGAAUGUUUCACCACAAUACACUAUUUCCCUAUCUAAUAGAAUGGAAAAACCGGGUUUGCUAUGCAGAGAAGACUGGCGUUAAAAUACGACUUUUUAAGUGCAGAACCAGCAGUGGGUUAACGUUGAACAUUAUAUAGUUAGUAAAUAGAAUAAGCUAAAAAUUACAAAACUUCCCCACUUUCCGUUACCAUGGUAUCCGCAAAUUUUGUUUCUUCCCCACGUCAGUAUGUUCCUGCUUCUUAGUAAAACGUACAGUCGCCACGGGGAAAAAUGCAAUAUAUUUCGUAACCAUGGUGACGAAGUGAGGAUAAAUGUGGAGAGGGGAAAAAUCGCGCAACCUUUAGUCGCCUGUUAGUGAGCCUAAAGAGACUCUUUCUUUCAACGUAAUUACCUAGGGCCUUAAUUUUUUUAAAAAAUAAAUUGACAAGUAAUAGAUCUUUGCUUUCUCUGAAAAGUUUAUGACCCACGACUUAAUCUGAAGUGUUAACUUAAUUCUCUUGAAACCUGGUCAGGAGUUUGGGCACCAUUUGAUACAUAUAUUUCUGUGAUAGAUGCGUAAGGUUCUGAGCCAUUUUAGUGAUUUUAUUAUAAUGCUAACUUCUAAUUGAAUAUUAAAAUAUCAUUGAUGUUUAAUUGUUGAUUAAAUUACUUAACUAGUCCAAGUGUCAUUAUCAUUCUAAAUUUAUAAUUCGAAACGGUAUCGCACUAAUUUUAAAAGUAUUUGCUUCAAGACUGUGCACAGCUGCCAGCAUGGAUAGGAUAAAAUCCAGUUGAUAAAACAAAAUAUAAAUUUCAUGAUAACUAUUGCAUAUUAGGCUAAAUAUUUUACAAAUAGGGUAUUUUAAGGAUUUUUACAAUAAUCAAAAUACAAAAACUUUAUAACAGUAAUAACUGUAAAUGGUCUGCAAUAUUUUCCAAUUAUGAUUGACAUUAAAUGAACUUGAAAUAUUUUUUUUUAUUAUAUAAACUUAUAAUUUUGAAUAGUAAUAGACAAGUAAUUAAUUAUUGAUAGUUAAAAUAUUUUUUUUAAUUAAUUAAAAAAUUAAUUUCUGGAUAAAAAUAGAAUGAACAUUUUGGAACAAAAAAACUUUAAAAACUGAUUGCUAUUAAUGAGGACUGAUUACAUCAUUAUGUAUUAGUCAUACUUAUUUAAAUAUACGAGCAAGUAAUGAAUUGUGUAAAAAUAUAAUUUUCAAAAAUGUAAUAAACUGUAUAAAAAUUCUAUUUCAAUGGGGAUUUUUUUACAAACUUAUUCAGUUUAAGGGAAUUUUCUUAAGUGUCCAAAACCCAGGAGAAUUUUUAUUGAACCAGUAUCUUAAUUGAACAACUUAUAAAUCCAGUAGAGUUGUCUUCUAUGAGUGUGCAAUUUGCAGGGAUAAUUUUUAUAGAUAAUGGAGAGAAAAAAAAUAAUGCGUUAGAUACAUACGUUUAUAGUGUUUCUUAUAAUGUGAUUUUCAGCACACUGCUGUUAAGAUCUCAAAUUGUGGUUGGGUGGAGACUUUAUAUUUUACGAGUAUCCAAAGACUGCCAAAUAGAAUAAAUAUCUAUCAUCAAUUUGUUUAACAAUAUAAAACAAAGAGAAUUAAAAGCAUCUUUAGAAUUUUUUCUCCCUGUAUCCACCUCCUUUGACGGUUGAGUUCGAUUGGGAGAUUAUUCUCUAAUCUCUUUCAUCGCGGACGAUAUAACUCGUCUUCCAGGAAUAUUCUCUGCGCUCUAUUGUUGUAUUAAUGAAUAUGGUUAUUGAUUGCAAGUGAUUAUUAUUUUUUAAAGCAAAAUAAACAAGUUUUACAGGAAUUU